Electrophorus electricus (electric eel) is the source of this 1447-nucleotide messenger RNA. RefSeq names its product transmembrane protein 35 (gene tmem35). Gene Ontology annotation, cellular component: endoplasmic reticulum. The record is from RefSeq and is a predicted model, not a curated record. NCBI's taxonomy places the organism in Eukaryota, Metazoa, Chordata, Actinopteri, Gymnotiformes, Gymnotidae. Gene Ontology annotation, biological process: positive regulation of protein localization to cell surface; chaperone-mediated protein complex assembly. Gene Ontology annotation, molecular function: acetylcholine receptor regulator activity.
UCCCCCCCAGCAUCUCCAGGACACCGAAGCGAGGGGGAGACAACGGAUGUUAGUCGUAACUAGACUUGACCGAAGAUGGCCUCGCCAAGGACGAUAACCAUUGUCGCGCUCUCUUUUGCGCUGGGUCUUUUUUUUGUCUUCAUGGGUACGAUUAAACUCACACCAAGACUAAGCAAGGAUGCAUACAAUGAAAUGAAAAGGGCCUAUAAGAGUUAUGCCAAGGCCCUGCCUGCCUUGAAAAAGAUGGGCAUAACCUCAGUGCUUCUCCGCAAGAUUAUUGGCACUCUUGAAGUGGGAUGCGGCGUGGUCCUGACACUUGUACCUGGGAAACCAAAGGAUGUGGCCAACUUCCUGCUGCUCCUGGUCAUGCUAGCUGUGCUCUUCUUCCACCAACUGGUCGGAGAUCCUCUCAAGCGCUACGCCCAUGCGCUGGUCUUCGGCAUUCUCCUUACCUGCCGACUCCUGAUUGCUCGUCAGAGUGAGGACCGACCCGAGAGGGAGGAAAGGAGAGAAGAGCAGAUCAACGCUCAGGAAAAGAAUAAAGUAAAACUUUCUUAGCUUCUUUUUUUUCUGACUGCAGUAGCUGUAAGAAGAGGCAUGGACGAUUUCUGAAUAGCAGAUUGUGUUUCAAAAAAGACAGUUAUAGACACAAUGUGAUUUUUUUUUUUCUUUUUUUUUUUUUUUUUCAUCCCCGUAAAUGCCGUUCCACAUUGUUUUUGAUUUCAAGAUUUUUGUUUAGAAACCACAUCCUAAACAUGAACUCAAUAAGUCAAUAAUCUCCACUGUGGCAACACACACAGCUCCGUGGCCGAAGAUGAGACUGUUGUCUUUGUUGGUCACUUUUGUCAUUCUUUCGGCAUUUCCUUAACACUGACCUUUACUAAUAUUAAUAUGACACUGUAAUAUUAGCUUUAAAAGCUUAUCAUUGAUUUUGAUUAUGAUUUUGAUUUUCAGCACCCUAGACUGACAAUUAUUUACAACCUGUAUGUAUGUAAUGGCUUCCUAAUUGCAAAAUAUUACUUAAAAAUUCUUUUCAUUAUGGAAUGGAAAGGAAUUCACAUCCUGGAAUUAAUUUCAUGACUGUUUAAAUUUGGUCCAAGAAUGCUGUUUGAUUUCUAUAGUUUUUACCUUUUCCAGUAGAUCUAUAUCACAGGAAGCUUCCUGUCUCGUAGUCCAGUUUCAGUGCAUGAUGAUCCAAAUCCCUUGUCUCAGGUGAACCCCAAUCAUGAAAAUGUAACCUGUUUGUUCAUCUCACUUUUCUGUUUUGUGAAAAAAUAUUGUUUUGUGUGCGUUAGUCUGAGAGUGUUUUGUUUUUUUUUUUAAAUUAUUUUCUUUUUAUAAAGGAGGCAAUUUCACCAGCGUCGCCUCCAUUUUUAUCUUUACCACAUUGAUUUAUUAGAUGUUACUUGUAAGACGUUGUUCAAUAAAGACACCCCUAUCCUUAGAA